Molecule: messenger RNA, 156 nt
Organism: Racocetra fulgida
Lineage: Eukaryota; Fungi; Glomeromycota; Glomeromycetes; Diversisporales; Gigasporaceae
Source: the annotation of a GenBank genome assembly
GAAAUAGUUUUUUUGAUGAAGUCAUAUCGGCUUCUAAUACUAGUUCUGAUACCAUUUCUGAUAUUAGAGACAAUGUAGCAUUUAUUUCUGAUAUUGAAGGCGCAUUGUCUUUUGAUGAGAGAGGUGGUAAACCAGUAUUUUUUUCUAAUAUUGGGG